Messenger RNA from Lodderomyces orthopsilosis Co 90-125, 918 nucleotides. Its product is annotated as mitochondrial 54S ribosomal protein uL29m. Gene Ontology annotation, biological process: mitochondrial translation. Gene Ontology annotation, cellular component: mitochondrial large ribosomal subunit; mitochondrial ribosome. Gene Ontology annotation, molecular function: structural constituent of ribosome. The transcript has a single exon. Lineage: Eukaryota; Fungi; Ascomycota; Pichiomycetes; Serinales; Debaryomycetaceae. The record is from RefSeq and is a predicted model, not a curated record. The coding region runs from base 1 to 918 and encodes 305 amino acids.
AUGUCCCUGGUUCCUAUACGAGCUUUUCUGACAAGCUCAGCUAUACUAUCCAGAGCUAAACCAUUGCAAUUCACCGAUUUAAAAUCCAUAAAACUUCGUGCACCAAUUCCUCCAACAGUUAAAAACUUUGAAGUAUCACCCGAUCAUCCAUUAUGGCAAUUUUUCCCCCAUGGUAAUAAGACCACUUCCCCCAUACGUGAAUCAGAAGAGUUGGAUUUAGACUCAAGAGAAUGGACCAGUGCUGAAUUACGUCGUAAAUCAUUUGAAGAUUUACAUACGUUGUGGUAUCUUACUUUAAGAGAACGUAAUGUGUUAGCUAGAGAAGUCAGAUUAGGUGAAAGUUUGGGAAUGGGAGACUUUAGACAGUUUAAUAUGCUUGAUAACAAAUUAAUAAAAACUCAAAAGAGGAUAAAACAAGUGUUGUUGGAGAGGCAUAUUGCAUUUGAAAGAGCCCAAGCUAGUCCUGAUGUAUAUACAGAACAACAGAAAUAUCUUCAAGAGUUCGAGGAGAGAUAUGUUACAUGUGAUGAGAGUGAGAUUGAUGAAAUGGACGCUAAGUUAUUACGAUUACAAUAUGCAUUUUUCGGUAUUGAACCAACAUUGAGUUUGGAAACUUUGCAAGAUGAUAUUAACCCCAAUUUCAUCAAGGGAAUAACUUAUACUAGUCAAGUGAAACUAAAUAGAUAUUUGGAACAAAACCCGGAAACGGAUUUUGCAUUGCCCUUGAAUGGUAUAAUGGAAGAAUUACCCUUCUUUUUAUAUGAUGUGAAUGAAGCUAUUGAACAAGUGAAGCAAUUGAGAGAAUCAGGACAAUCACGUAAGUUGGAUAAGAUUGAAGUUAUUCCAUUCUUGAAUAAUGCAAUUGGGAAGCAUCUAGGAAAUGGAGAAGAAGAAAAAGAAGGAGAAGUGACUGUAUAA